AAAUAACUGCAUUUCAUUUGGCUGAGCCUGAGGACUUUUUAAAAUUACUAUUAUUAGAAUAAACUUGUAUUUUUAUGUCAAUUUAUUUAUUCAUUUUGGCAAAAUAGAAUGUUGAACACCAACUUACUUUACUUAAGUAUUCUUUCGUUUUUGACAAUUUGAAUGUUAGCUAACCCGAUUGGACGUUUUCUGUAAGCUAGUAGUAGUUUUGAUCUAAAUGAAAGUAUAAACGUAGCGACUCCUUGAAUUAAAAAAAAAAAAAAAGCAUUGUACGCAUUACACCAGACUAUUGAUUACAUGCUGUCUGUAUUGCGGCCUAAAGGACUGGUCUAAACGGAUUUAUAGACUCAACAUGUCCAAAGUGGAAAAGGAGCGCUUUAUUGUGAAGUUUGUGGAGAGUAAAGGAUCUAAUGCUGAAUAUGCUGUUAAAGCGUAUGAGGCCAUUUUGGAGCUGCAGUCUGAAAAAUAUUUAAAGAAGGUUAAAGAGGAAGAGGUUUUACAGAUGGAAGAGAAGGACAAGUCUCUGUUUGUGUUCAGCAGUUUUACCUCUCCUGCCUUUCUGCACUGCAAGAAGCAUGGCUGUAGAAUCGUGAGCCCCUUGGUGGUUUUGUACUGCCUGCAGCAGCAACGCUGCGUCCCAAAAGCAGAGAAGCCGGUCUACAACAUGGCCAUGGCUGAUGUCACUAUUUCCUGCACCAGCCUGGAAAAAGCCGCACGGGUGGAUGUGAUGGAUCUGGUGCAGCUCAUGGGUGGACGUGCCUGCCUUGAUCUUAAUGUGUCCGUCACACAUUUAAUUGCUGGGGAGGUUGGAAGCAAAAAGUAUCUGGUGGCUGCCAACUUGGGUAAACCCAUCCUUCUACCCUCAUGGGUCAAAGCCUGCUGGGAAAAAUCUCAGAAUAGCCUUUUUAGAUACACAGACUUGCCUAUGGAUGAAUAUCUGUGCCCCGUGCUGCUCGGAUGCACCGUUUGUGUGACAGGCCUGUCCAGCACAGAACGCAAAGAGGUGCAGCGCCUCUGUGAACAGCACGGCGCCAAGUACAGCGGCCAGCUUAAAAUGAACGAGUGCACGCACCUCAUUGUCAGUGAACCAGCAGGUCAGAAGUACGAGUGUGCUCGCAAAUGGAAUGUGUAUUGCGUAUCUCUGCAUUGGCUAUUUGACAGCAUAGAGAAAGGUUUCUGUCAGGAUGAGAGCAGGUACGCCGUGGAGCGCCGCGCGUCAAAUACCAGCCGACCUCACACCUCAACCCCCACAGGCAACGGCAGGAAGGAAGAUGGUCCUUCGCUUUUGGGCUUGAGCAACAUUUCUGUGAGUGGCAGUAUGGCGAUCAACGACACGGCCCUCACCAUCAGCCGCCUGGAAACGGCCGAUCCCAUAGAUGGUUUGGAUCUCACCGUUUGUCCUGCUGAUGACUUACUGGAUGGCUGUAAGCUGUAUUUGUGCGGCCUUCCACUGAAGAAGCUGGAGAAGCUGCGGCGUCUUGUCAACAAUGCAGGAGGUCUACGUUUCAACCAACCAAGCGAGGAACUCACACAUGUGGUGAUGGGAGAGCCGGACCAGGAACUCACAAAGUUUCUUUCCAAAGCAGCUUACAGGCCUCAUGUAGUCACGGUGCAGUGGCUGCUGGACAGUUACUCCAGAGGCAGGCUCCUUCCAGAAGCUGAGUAUUUGCACCCCGACUGCCUGCCUCCCGAUUCUGCAUCCGUGCCCGCCGGUCACGUGGUGAAGCCCCGCCUUUCGGCCGGUCCACCUGUUGCCAGCCCCAGCACCCCCAGACAAAACAGACUGGAGGAGGAUCUGCUCUCUCAGUAUAUGGACGAUGAUCCCACAGUGGUUGAUAUGCCACCACCAGCUGCAGAGAACAGCGGCAGAAGGUCGAUCAGUGCGGCUGCAGAGCCUCAGUCGAAGCCCCAGGCUCCCAGCCUCACCAGGGGACCAGAGCAGGACUCCGCUUUGCAGGAAUUCAGCGAGACGGGCCUGUUUUCUGGGAAGUCUUUUCUUUUCGUGGGCUUUGGUGUUGAGGCGGAGGCACAGCUCUCCACGCUGGUGAUUGAACAUGGAGGAAAGGUGCUGGCUGGCCGCUGUCGCGCGGUGGCAGACUAUGCCGUGGUUCCUCUGCUGGGAUGCUCGGUCGAGGCCACAGUUGACGAGGUGGUCACGGAUACGUGGCUGGCCAUGUGUGUGGAGAAGGAGUGUGUUCUCCUGCUGUCGUCCAACCCGCUGUUCACUCCUGUGGCUGUGAGGGAGGGCUGCUUCCCUCUGGAGGGCUGCGUUCUCUCAGUCAGCCAGUUCAUCGGAGCAGAGAGGGAGUCUUUGAUCCAGCUGGCCAAGCAUGUCGGAGCCGAUGUCCAGGAUUACUUUGUGCGCUUUGCUAUUAAGAAGAAGGGCAUGGUGGCCAGCACUCAUCUGGUUUUGCAGAGUCCAGACGGCACAAAGUUCCAGGCAGCAAAGAAGUGGGGCCUCCCUGCUGUGAGCAUGCACUGGAUUCUGGAGUCGGCUCGAACAGGACAGAAAGCAGCAGAGGAGAUGUUCCUGGUUGAUCUACCUCCUUCACCAGAGAGGGACGAUGAGAGCUUCGUCGGCGGCUCCCAGAAACCGGCUCAAGCUCGUAACUCUCCAGAAAUCCCCCUGCUGGGCCCGCAGAGCGGUAAAGCUGUCACCCCUCUGGAUUUAGGUCGCUUUCAAAGCAAAGUGUUUCACUCUGUUCUGGAUGAGAUGAAGCCCAAAGACGGCCUCAGCACUCCCAAACAAAACCCGGAUGGCAGCAGAAGACACGCCCACAGGGAGGCGUCGCUGCAGCUGGACACUCCCUCCCGUUUCCUCAGCAGAGAUCAGCUCUUCCGUCCGUCCUUCAACGUCAAGGAUGCUCUUGGAGCUUUGGAGACUCCAGGGGGAAGGUUGAAGCCAGGCGAGAAGGUGGAGACUCCACUUACUGAUGUCAUCAACAGGAAUCUGAAAGUAGCUUUAGCCAAUAGCUCGCGGAAUAAUGUCUCAGAAAUGCAGGCGGCUUCUGGAAGCCCUGAACUGGGAAAAUCCACUGAGAAGGAGAAGGACCCGCAGAAAGAAGCCGGACCGCUGGCUGGAGUUGUGGUCUGUGUGGGAAAGAAGUUGAGCAAAAUGCAGACUGAACUAAACGCCGUCGCUGCCUCACUGGGAGCAGACUUCAGGUGGGCUUAUGACGACACGGUGACACACUACAUCUACCAGGGCCGGGUUGGGGACAACAGCCGUGAAUACAAAGGAGUGAAGGAGAGGGGGGUGCAUGUGGUCUCCCAGUACUGGCUGCAGGCCUGCGCUGAUGAGCAGAAACGGGUUCCAGAGUCCCUGUUUCCUUUCACCUACAACCCUAAGAUGAGCCUCAACCUGAGCCAGGUGCCCAGCAGCUCCCAGAGAUCUCCACCUUUGACACGGACACAGCGGAGAGACGCCGCUGCAGCCAAGCUCAGUUUUUCCGAAGAAGAAGCUCCAGCUCUGCGCCGUGCGAGUGAUGGAAGCGCGGACCAGGAAGAUCUUGAUCACACAGAGAGAACAGAUACUCUGGAAAUGAGGGAGAACCUGCAGAAACAGCUGCAGGAGAUCAUGUCAGCCACCAAACUGACGACCGGCAGACGCACUUCAGUCAGGCUGGCAAAGAUGGGGUCCGGUGGGGCCGACUCAGGCCCUCAUACACCUGAAGGGAGCCGAAUGGGACGGAGUGGAAGCAGAAGAACCCUGGAAGCUUUGAGAGUUUCCAGAGAAGCAGCGCUGGAUGUGAACACGGAGCCCUCGCAGAGCGAACAGAUCGUCUGGGACGACCCGACGGCAAGAGAGGAGAGGGCCAAGCUGGCCGAUAACCUGCAGUGGCCCGGCAGCCCCUCGCAGCACUCAGACCCCAUCGUGGCCGCUCCACCCCCCACAGCAGAACCAGCACCACAGAUGAAGGACUCCAUGACCGACUCCGAGCUGGUGGAGAUGGCUGCCUGUGACGUUAUUGACCAGCACCUGGGGCAGAAGCUGAUAACUCCCCCAUCAGAGGAGGCAGAAGAUGAUAUUCUCACGCCCAAAGCCCCCUGCAUCGCUUUUCCUCUCACCAAACCCACAGCAGCCCCCGAGCCUCUGAGAGAGGAGGAGAAAAAAGAAAAACAGCCCCCCAGGUUUCAGAUGUCCUCCCUCAGCCCUCAGGAGCGCAUCGAUUACAGCCACGUCAUCGAGGAUCUGGGGGGUGUCGUUUUGGAAAAGCAGUCGUUUGACCCGAGCUGCUCCCACAUCAUCGUUGGGAGUCCUCUGCGUAACGAGAAGUAUCUGGCAGCGAUGGCGGCCGGGAAGUGGAUCUUGCACCGCUCCUACCUGGAGGUCUGUCGCGGCGUGGGCAGGUUCAUUCAGGAGGAUGACUUUGAAUGGGGCAGCAGCUGCAUCCUGGACGCGCUGCCCUCCAUCACUUUGCAGCAACGCAGGCUGGCAACCGCCGCUAUGCGCUGGAGAAAAGCCCUGCAGGGAAGUAGAGAACGUGAGGGAGCCUUCAGCGGAUGGACGGUCAUGCUAAACAUCGAUCAGAGCAGAGAAUCGGGCUUCAGACGGUUACUGCAGUCAGGCGGAGCGAAGGUCCUUCCCGGUCCGUCACCUUCCUUGUACCGAGAGGCGACUCACCUGUUUGCAGAUUUCAGUCGGCUAAAACCCGACGAUUUCAAAGUGGACGUAUCGCAGGCCAGGUCGCUCGGGGUGAAGUGUCUGAAGCCAGAGUACAUCGCAGAUUAUCUCAUGCAGGUGCCAACCCCUCCUGUGGAGCUGUACUUCCUGCCUGCAGCUGAGGACGCUCCUGACACGCCGUCACGUAAACGUAAAGCAGAAGCGGACGUUUCCCGGCUGAAAAAGAGCCGCCUGACCUGAAAAUAUCCCGUCCUAAUCCCCACAUCAAUAUCAUUUCAACUGCAUAAAAUUUAAUGUAAAUAAACGUUUUUUUAAAAUGAACUAAAAGACAAUAAAGUAAAUGUAGCAGA
Oryzias latipes (Japanese medaka) is the source of this 4974-nucleotide messenger RNA. It is a transcript of the gene topbp1, whose product is annotated as DNA topoisomerase II binding protein 1. The record is from RefSeq and is a predicted model, not a curated record. Lineage: Eukaryota; Metazoa; Chordata; Actinopteri; Beloniformes; Adrianichthyidae. Gene Ontology annotation, biological process: DNA replication initiation; mitotic DNA replication checkpoint signaling; mitotic G2 DNA damage checkpoint signaling.